AAAGCAAGGCUAGGCAAGCAGCGUCACUGAAGCGGAAAACGCGUCGCCUUCACCAGUCUCCACUCCAGAGAGGAGAGCUUUGAUUGCUGGUGGUCUGGUCGGCGGCGGCGGCGGCAAUGGAGCCCCUGGAGGUGGCCAUAACGAUCAUAUUCGACGCGCUGCUGCUGGUGUUCAUGGUGAAGCUCUUCUUCGCCAUGUUCCAGAUGAAGCUCGUCGUCAUCCUCUUCUACCUCGUCAUCCUCCUCUUCGCCAUGGCCUUCUCCGGCCGGGCGCCCAGCAGCUUCUAGCUCGACGAUCGUAGCAGCAGAGGUGGCAAAAAUUGAAGCUUUCUUCUCCCUCCCCCUCUUUCGUUUCUUCUCCCCCCUCUUGGAGGGUGGAUCGGUGGAGUCUUGCAGCGCUACGUACGUUCUGUGAAAAAAGACAAUCAUCUCGGUUUUUGGUGGAUGGCUAGCUAAUUUAUUUCUCUCUAGGAAAAAAAAGAAUAAGAAGAACCGCGCAUGAUCCGAGGCGCAAAUUGCGUAAGCGUGAAGAGAGAGAAAUUAGUCAGUCUAGAGCUUCGAUCUCCCGCGUCUCAUGCUUCUAUUUUCCAUGUAUGUAAUUCGUGCUGUACCUCCUGCCUUUUUGUUACGGGUUUCGUGGAUCGCAGAGCAGUGGUGCAUAUGAAAAGAGAUGGACACGGUUUUCUUCCUUGGAAAAA
Zea mays is the source of this 697-nucleotide messenger RNA. RefSeq lists its product as uncharacterized. The record is from RefSeq and is marked validated. The transcript has 2 exons. Lineage: Eukaryota; Viridiplantae; Streptophyta; Magnoliopsida; Poales; Poaceae. The coding region runs from base 117 to 287 and encodes 56 amino acids.